AUGCUUUGCCAGAAGGAGAUGAAAUGGAGACAAGGUGUGGCAGCAAGGUGCUCAGCAACAACAGACAAGGCUACUCAUACGAUGCCAGCUGCUUUCAUGCAUGUACAAGCGCGUACUCCGUGCCUUGCCUUCUCGGUGCAUGCAGGUAGCAGUUGGCAGCAGCAUGGAUGGAAACAGGUACUUCGAAUCGUACCCCAGCGUCUCAACCAUGACAGAGCGGUACAGAGCACCAGGCUAGAGCAUGGGACGAUCCCGCCUCGAUUGCCACCAACGGGCUUCUGCAGCAAUGCAGAAGCUGCUGGAUCCGCGCUCACCGACCUGCAGUGCCAGGCCUUGGAGCCGGCACCAACAAGCGAGCCAGCUCAAGCAUGCAAGGUGCGUACACGCCAACAUGCAGAGGAUGCCGCUUUUGGUGCCGUCCGCAGCAGGUCGUGCACCGACACACCCAAUGGCAUUACAAUUUGCUUCCUUAUAAGUACUUGCCUACAUCACAACCCAUGGCAUGUCUAUCGAGCUCUGGUCAUGGUGGGGAGUGUGGUUCAGAACUGCGGACAGGCCUCGAUGUGGACUCUGUGGACUCUUGUGUACUUGAAGCAUUACUGGCUCGAGUAA
Messenger RNA from Trichoderma reesei QM6a, 612 nucleotides. RefSeq lists its product as uncharacterized. The transcript has 7 exons. Bases 1 to 612 code for a protein of 203 amino acids. Lineage: Eukaryota; Fungi; Ascomycota; Sordariomycetes; Hypocreales; Hypocreaceae. The record is from RefSeq and is a predicted model, not a curated record.